This is a messenger RNA of Symbiodinium sp. CCMP2456, 1908 nucleotides long. The record is from the annotation of a GenBank genome assembly. NCBI's taxonomy places the organism in Eukaryota, Dinophyceae, Suessiales, Symbiodiniaceae.
AUGGCUUUUCCCUUGCACACCCACAAAGUCUUUUCGGCUGGAAGCGCAGUUCUUCACCGAAAUGUCAAGCCGCUGCCCGCAGCCACCGAGCCGGUAGAGGUUGUGGACGAGGAUGACAAGGCAGGGCGAAAAAAGAAGAAGGACAAGAAAGCUAAGCGGCAGCCAGCUGAGGAGGAUUCCGAAGGCAGGAGGAAGAAGAAGAAGGAUAAGAAGCGGAAGCCGGCAGAGACGGUUGAUGUGGAGGAGCCAGCAGAACUGGGACAUGCGUGGAAGCGCCGGAAAGAGAAGCGGCGGCUGAAGCAGCCCGAGGAGGAGGCUGCAGACGACGACGAUGAUCAACAAGGUCCACCGCUGACUUCGGAAGCCCUGCUACGCUUGCAGCAGGAGUUGGCUGAGAAAGAGCUCCUUGAGAAGGAGCUGGAAGCAGAGCUGGCUGAGGAGCCUCGCCGCCGCCGCGAGAUGCCGGCGGAGUCGGCGCAGUAUGACUCCACGCACCCCGCCACUGAGCUCCCCCCCGAGUCGACGCACCCCGCCACCGAAAUGCCGGUUGACGAGGAGGAUGACGUGGACAUCGCCGACGACGCGGAGACGCAACGGGCCUUGCAGAAGGCCAUGGGAGGAUUCGAGGCAGAAGAGGAUGAUGUGGACAUCGCCGAUGAUGCGACGACCCAGAGGGCCCUUCUGAAAGCCAUGGGCGGUAGCGAAGCUGAAUCCGAAGUUGAAGCCGCCUGGGACAAGGCCCUAGGCCCGGGCACUGCCGAAGCAGAGGUCUCGGCCGAGUCACAGGCGCAGACGACGGCGGAGGCGACGGCCGAGCCCAUGGCGGAAGUGGAGGCGGCGGCCCCGGAGAUGGUGGCCGAAGCUGUUGAGACCGAACCGGCCGCCGAAGAGAAGGAGGCGGCUACAGAGCCGGCUCCGAUGCCGGAGCCUGCGGCAGUGGAGCCCACGGCUCCGGCUGCAGCGGCUGAGCCGGCUGCUGCAGUGGCGGAGGUGGAGGCGCAGCAUGUCGAAGAGGCAGCUCCUGAGGCGGAGGCUGUGCAAAAGGAUGGCGCGGAAGAGUUUGCUUUACCUGACUUUGCCGAGGCAGCUGCAGAGGCUUUGGCAGCGCAGCCGGAGCCCACAGCAGCAAAGGGAGCAGAGGCGACUGCCGAGCCCGCAGAAGCUGCAGAGGUCGAAGAAGCUCUCGAGGUGCCAGAGGCUAAGCCGAAGGAGGCGGAGCUCGUUGAGCCCGCACCGGUGAUUCAGGAGGUGGAAGCCACGGAGGUCACGCCAGCUGAGGAGGGUCAAGCCCUUGCAGAUCAGGAUCGCGUCAGUUCCGUCGGCUCACGAUGUUCCCCAUCGGGCUCCGAGGACGAGGCCGACAAGAUGAGUGUGGCUGGGCGCAGCAUCGCUGGUCGCAGCAUUGCAGGACGAAGCAUUGCGGGUCGAAGCAUGGCGGGCCGGAGCGUUGCUGGUCGAAGUAUUGCAGGUGUCAGCAUUGCUGGCUAUGGCCUGCGUGGAAAAAGUGUUGCGGGCAAGAGCAUUGCGGCCAGUGUGGCUGGCGGCUCUGACAGGAGUUACCGCACAACGAUGACCACACGCGAGAUGCUUGUGGGGGCCAGCCAGAUGCGAGAGAUCAUGAGGAGUGUAUCACCGAUCUCCGAGCCCGGCGUCCAAGUAAAGCGCAAGAGGCGAAGGCGCCACAAUAUCGACUGGGCCAGUUCCUGCUCUGCAGACAGCGCAGAGGCAGAACGCCGGCGGAAGAGGAAGGAGAAGAAGGAGAAGAAAAAGGCGAAGCUGGAGAAGCGCGUCUCCCUGCAUCCUCGUCACUCGCCGUCGCACUAUGCUGCCCCGUCCCCAACGAUCGAGACAGCCACAGUGCGGCGCAGCCCCGUCCCGUCGAUGGCUCCAUCGCACUGGACACAGAAG